AUGGGAAACGAGAACGGGCGACGGUUGAUCAGGCGUCUCGCUGCAGCGGCGGCGACAGAUUAUGAGUACGACGACGACUUCGCAUUUGUGCGAAAAUCGAAGAGAAUUAAGAUGGACAAGACAGAUGAACCGAAGCCAGAAGUAGUGCUAGAGCCAAAGGCAGAGCCAGUGAAGAAGCCUACAAAUGGACGACCUGCGGCGAAGCAACACGCUGUUAAGGCACCGACGACUAAUGGAACGAUUGUGGAAGAGGAGCCACCCGAGAAAGAAAUGAACGCGAUGACACAGCCCACGGCGAGGAAGAGCAGCAGACAAAAAGCGAGUGCCAACGCGUCGGUUGGGCGAGAAAUUAACGUCACUAAGAGACCAUCAACCAGGAGGAGCACGAGACGAUCUGGGGAAGCACAGGGGGAAGAAGCUCCUCAACCAGCACCAGCAUCCAUACCAGAACCCGAGCCUGAAGCAGCGCCAACUUCCCAUGUCAAUGAAGCGUCUAAGAAACGCGGAUCCCGCGCAAAACCUCCUAGACCGCCUCUGGACUGGGAUAAAUCGCCGCAACGCAAACCGCCUGUGCAGUCAGUCACAAUUGCUCUGCCUAUGAGCGAUACGCCCAUCAUUAACAGAAACAAGGAGAUGCGGAAGAAGGGGGGCAAUAGCAACAGGCGGAGCAGCUUGGGUAAUCGCGGAAGAAGGGCGAGCUCUUUGAUCGAGAGCGGCCAAACAGCAAUACCCCACAGAGAAGUCAAUCCGGCGGAUUUCUACAAACAUAUUGAAGCCGAAGGCUUGACAGAGCCUCGGCGUAUGAGACAACUGUUAACCUGGUGUGGCGAGCGCGCUCUGGCAAAGAAGCCUCCUCAUGGCGCACCGAAUUCUAAUGCUAUUUUGGGUGCUCGUGCUAUUCAAGACAAACUGCUAAAAGACUUUGCGGCUCGAUCUGAGUUUUCGGACUGGUUUAAUCGAGAGGAUGACGCGCCAAAAGUUCCUGUAGUGUUGAGGCCCAACCCCAGAAACAUGGAGUUGGACGAGAAACUGGCCAAACUGGUAAUCGACAUCAAAAGAUUACAAGAUGAGAAGAAGGCAUGGCAAGCAAUACGAAAACCACCGCCUGAGCAACCGCCUCUCUUCUCCGAAGGCGAGACUGGGCGUAUUGUUCUACCAGACUUUGAUCUAUUAGAUCCCGACGAAGGCAAGAUCAGGGGAUUCCUGGCAGACGAGACAGCAUCAUUCGAUGCUGUUCGGUCUGAGGCAGAAUCAAGGUUGCGGACUAUUCAGUCGUCACUCGAGUUUCAGGUCGACCAACUUGCCGACAACGUUCACAGGCUCGAGCAGCGGGUUCUGGUUGCGGGCAAAGAAGCGGAUAAGGUCCUUAGUGCCAGUGCCCUACGACUUCGACAACGUGAGGAGCGGGAGAAGGCGAGCGCAGGAACAAGGGACAUGCCAGUCAUCGAGGUUCUAAGGAGCCUAGGGAAUAUUCUACCUAAAGGAGGCGGGUAA
This is a messenger RNA of Fusarium poae, 1494 nucleotides long. RefSeq lists its product as uncharacterized. Gene Ontology annotation, biological process: cell division; mitotic sister chromatid segregation. Bases 1 to 1494 code for a protein of 497 amino acids. Lineage: Eukaryota; Fungi; Ascomycota; Sordariomycetes; Hypocreales; Nectriaceae. The transcript has a single exon. Gene Ontology annotation, cellular component: MIS12/MIND type complex. The record is from RefSeq and is a predicted model, not a curated record.